Trichomonas vaginalis G3 is the source of this 504-nucleotide messenger RNA. Its product is annotated as RNA polymerase II transcription regulator recruiting protein. NCBI's taxonomy places the organism in Eukaryota, Parabasalia, Trichomonadida, Trichomonadidae. Gene Ontology annotation, cellular component: nucleus. The record is from RefSeq and is a predicted model, not a curated record. Gene Ontology annotation, molecular function: RNA polymerase II cis-regulatory region sequence-specific DNA binding; DNA-binding transcription factor activity, RNA polymerase II-specific. The transcript has a single exon. Bases 1 to 504 code for a protein of 167 amino acids. Gene Ontology annotation, biological process: regulation of DNA-templated transcription.
AUGGGAAAAAAUAUCAUUAUUACUCUUGUAAUGCAUAAAAAGAGACUGAUAUAUACAAGAGAGGAAGAUCAGAUUAUUGUUGAUCAUGUGCGUGAGAAUGGAGAACAGAAAUGGAAUAAGUGUGCCAAAAAACUUGCUAACCGAAAUGAAAAAUCUUGCAGAGAGAGAUGGGUUAACUAUUUAAACCCAACAAUAAACAACACACCAUGGAUAGAAGAUGGUGAUAGAAAAUUAAUUGAAUUAGCCAAUCAUCAUAAGAAUGUAUUUGGGAAAAUUAAUUGGGCAACGAUUAAAACAUUCUUUGAUAGAAGAACAGAUAUAAAUUGCAAAAAUAGAUAUUGCACACUUAAAAAUCAAAAAAAGAAAGCAGAAAAAAAUGAAUCAAAAAUCAGUGCUAUAUGCGAUCCUAGCCAAAGUGCUGUAUCUGAAAUACCAAAACAUGAUCCAACACUUAAUGAUCAAUAUUAUGUCGAAUUCCUUACUUUCGAACCUGUGGAAACAUAA